UGUCACACUGUUUCAAAAAACAGAGCCAUUAGGGGUGUCUUUGGUUUUAGUGCGCUAUAUCAUUAAAUAAAGUGGAUAACCAGAAACACCACAGUAAUGGGUGUGCCGGAUAUAUUUUAAAAAUAGAAUUUCACGUUCCGAGAGUUAUGGAUAUAUUUGGGGACAUGUAUAUAAUUCUGCAACCAUUGAUUUUGGUAUUAAAGAAGAUAGAGUGGAUUGUGUUGCGUUAUUCAACCCGAUAAUUAUGAUCACUCCAAAUGAAUCUCAACACAGUGUAAAUGUGAAUGUAUUCCCGUCUGUCUCAGCUAAUCUAUACUGUUCCCCUGCAAAAAUGGCUGCUAUUGCUGCUUCUCAGUCGCAUUGUACUAGACCAUCCUCUGUUCCUGGUUGUUUUGCUCAUAGAGAAGGUUUCAAUGUUUCAACAAAGAGUCAUUUAUCUCCUGUUAACGCCAACCAACUGUCACCGUAUUUCACAGCUAGUCCAGUUUGUCAGUUGCCUUUAUCACCAGCUAUCAAUACGUGCAAUGAAUAUUAUUUAUCUGAUUUAAAAGACUCAUCCGAAGAUAAUGAGACUUCCCAUAAAAGCUGUGUUCCUGUUAUUUCACCUCAGUCCUCUGUUGUUGCUUCCAACUCAGGCAGAGAAGGCAGUAUUCCUUCUCCAGUUCAUUCAAUCUCCCCUCAGUCACAUAAUUCACCAGUUAGUAGUAGUAAUAGCCCUGUGGUCACUACUCCUUCUGUAUUGGUCGAAAACCAACGACAUAAUUCACCUGAUCACAACAGUAAAUCGGACCAACUGGUAAUUGACUUCCCUCGAGUGUGUACAAAAUCUGAUGGCGGCUUUUGUCUGAAUCUACCAAUGGAUGUUGUUUUACCAAGAAGUAGAGGUCAAGACACAUGGAAUUAUUAUCAACACUUGUUGGAUGUGAUUGUAACUGUGAUUAAUAGAAGCGGACAAUUAUUAUAUCACGAAAAGCAUUUACUAACUCAACAUGAUUUACGCAUGAAUGAUGAAGACUUUCAAACGUGUUGUAACACUUGGAGUGAUAAUGUUCUGGAUAUUGAUUUAGCAGUUUGGGAGAAAUAUUCAUCGAAAACAUUGAGUGAAGCAUCACGAUGGUGCCGUGCUAGAAAUGCCUUAUUACAUCCAGAAGAUGAGAAUGUUGUAUCAACCACAGGUGGUUGUAGUAGUAGUAGUAAUGCUGGCGAUAGUGUUUCAGUUUCUUAUGAAAAUUCACUUAAACGUUAUUUAUUGGAAUCUUCUAUAUACCGAAUAAAAUUGGGUGAAAAAUGGUUUUAUAUGCAUACAUUCAGUUUACCUGUAUAUCGUAUUACUGAUUCACUUGGAUUUGGAGAAUUGCCAGUUUUUGAACCAUUAGUAGCGCAUUAUCAUAAUCUUCUCAGUGAAUGUGACCAAAUUAGCGAUUUAACCGGUCAAAAUGCAUCAGUUUGUUUUAAAAAAGCUGUAGCUCAGUCUUCUAUCCCAAUAGAUAUCAACUCAAUGACUUAUUCAAGUCUGUAUACAAGUAAAAUGAUUUCACGUUCAUUCAAAGGCACAAAGUCUAUAUCUCCUGUCAUGAAUAUGUCUGAUACAGAUGAAAACAGUCGGAUGGUUGAAGUGUCCAAUAGCAGUCGAAAUCCUUCAUUAUCCUCUGAUAAUUGUUGUUCUCAUGAUAAUUCCGCUGAUCCAUCUAUUCAAGGGCAAAAAUUGGUUAAUAAUUCUAGUCCCUCACCAACAUCAUCGUCAUCCACAACUCAUGUAAUACCGCAUCAUCACCAUGUUCAUUUUACACACCAUCAUCAUCAUCCUUCUCAUCCCUCUCCAAAUCAAAUACAUGAUACAACAAUCAAUAAUGUAUUACCCAUUCAUCAGCAUCUUCAUCAUCAUCAUUAUGUUCGACAUCAUCAUCCUACAUCAAUUAAUCAUCUGUCGAAUAUUCCUCAUAAUUCUCCUCAAUCUGAGUUAAUUUUACAUGUUCCUUGUCAAAAUUCUAUUCAGGAGAAAUCUACUGGAUCUUUCGAUAUCGCUCAUUCUCAGAUAUGUGAGCAAAGAAAGAUCCAAGUAGAUAACGCUGAAUGGAAUACAGGCUUGUAUGAUAACGAUUCGUCGAAUUAUAAUGCAAUACCUUGUCAGUCUACUACUACGAAUCCUCAGUGUUUAACACUUUUAGAUCCGAAACACCAUCAUCAUCAUCAUCACCACCAUCACCAUCAUCAUUCACUUAUUCAUACUAAUCAACAUUCACAUAAUGUUUGUCAUCCUCAUUGUCAUCAAAACGACAAAUCUACAAUCACAGAGUUCGUACCUGCAGCAUCAUCAUCAUCUUGUGGAAAGCCUGGAUCUCCUGUUAUUUUAAAAUCCAAUUUACCAAGUCAAUCAGAGUGUUUACCAAGUAUAGACAGUACUGGUGUACAAUAUCCAAAUUUAAAUGUCGUGGGGACAUCGUGUGAUAACAAGUCAAUGCUACUAAAUGUUAGCAGUGGACUUUCUGAAACAACUAAUAAAUCCUUAAGUAGUUGUGAUAAACGUCACUCUUGUGUAUCAGCUGUCAAACAUCAUUACAAAAACGGUGAUAUUAUCAAUCUAGACUCAAGUAUCAACGAAUCCAAUACUAAUUCAUCUGUACUGCCUGAAAGCAAUGUGUUUCGAGAAAACGAGGAUACUGAUGGAAAUCUCUUUUCUGAGAGACUUUAUAGGAAAUCUACUGACAUUGAGACUACUGAUCAACAAAUGUCUACUCAUUAUAGUGAAAGUGUACUACAACAAAGACCUCUUAACAAGGAUCAAUAUGAUAAACGGUAAGUUGUGUCUUACUUAAAUCAGUGAAAGAAUCAUCUGUCAUGAUAAAUUUAAUGGUACUACUAUUCUUAUGUAUUAGUGUAAAUAUUUUUUAGUGAUUAGAGUAAUGAGUUUGUGGAUAAGUGUGAUUGAUUUUCAUGUAGUUAGAAAAGGAGAUGGAUUUAGUAAUCUAUAUUACAAAUGGCUUGGUUACAAAGUAUGUCUAAUUGUACAACAUCUAUUAUUUAUAGCUUUGUUAUGUUCUACUGUCUCAACCACCCUCGCCCCUCCCGAUAUCUGUUCUCGAUGAAUUAAACCAAACGAAACACAUUCAGACACUUUAUGCAUAUCCAUGCAUUAGGAAAUGAGACGCACCUAUUAUGUGAGGGUUAGUAAUCCUAACUGGCUGCCCAAACCUCGGUAGGUUGAUUGAGGGUUCGAACUCGUGACCUAUUGGUUGAAAGUCAUCUCUCUAAACCAAUGAACCACUGAUUCAGUCACCUAUUAUCUUUCCAGUAUAAUGUACAUCCUACCAAGCAACUAUGUAUGUGAUACUGAGUCGUCAGAAGAAGAGUAUUGAGUUUCUUCUUCAAUUUUUGAGCAUUUAUCAUUCUAUUGAAUCUAUUUUGAGUAUCAUCAUCGCUUCUUCUGAUUAGACAAUGUGUUGGUUAUUAUUUUAUGAUAAGAUAUAAGAUAGGAUCUAGUAGACAGACUUGUAUCACUUAGUCGAAAGUUAAUGAAGGUGGUGUUUAGUCAACUCUUCGAUAAAACUACAAAUGGGACCGACGAUGAGGAAGAUUGUUUGAUGAUUGUGUUUUUGUUUUACCUGUUUCUCUUCUCUUCCCUGCUGAUUGUUCAGUUGACACCAAUAUAGUGUACCUGGCAUUACUAUGCAACGUUCCAAUUUCUCUAACAUCAUAUCAACACAAUAAGCAAGAAUGUACAAAGGUGACAGAUAGAUAUUUGUGACAUAAAGCGAAAAAGAGGCUUAAGACAGUGAUGAAAUCGGGUAUGAUGAUUCAGUUAAAGAUAAUGUAUGCAUGGAUCGAUUCUGAACCAUAUUGCCUAAGAUUUUCAACUCCCGGUUUCGAUUACCGCACGAACGCCAACCGCGAGAUGCACAUUUCCCUACUCGACUAAGACCAACAGUCAGAGACUUCAUUGACAGAUGUCAUGCUUCAGUAUUAUCACCUUCAGCCAACAUUGUACAAUAAGGCAGACGGUGACUAGGUAUGAGUAUCACUUGUCUCGCCUUGUCUCACUUAAUAAACUAGUUCACUACUUAGUAGCCAGUCCUAAGCCUAAGUAGGGAGGGAAGGUUAGGCAUACGGAUAGCAACCCUACACCAGACAACCGAUCCAACCGCUAAACAAACUUCAAAGGACAAAGAAAUUAUAAAAAAUAAAAACAAACUUAUUCCUCACUGGGAUCGGAGAGACGAAAUGACGCCAGUUGAUGAAAGCCUGCCUUAGGGGAGCCAACUGGCCGAUGUGUCUUAGCUUCUCUCGAUGAAAGCGAACAACGUUUGAACCUAGCAAGGCUGCCCAAAUUGCAGAAGAGAUGAGAAAGUAUGGCAUAGAAGUGCCAGGCUAGGAAUCUGUGAAAACCGAUGGAAUGGAAGUGGACUCUCCAAAUUAUUAACCGGAGAGUCAAUAAUCUACUCCGAUAUUGUCACCCAGACGACAAACACAAGCACACUGAGUUUUGAAGUGGUUAUCAUGAUGUCCUCAAGAGCAUCGAAGGCUCUCAUGCAGUGGGAACCAAUCUCCUCAACGAUCAGGAUCAUGACAGCAAGAUUCAACUGAAAAGGAAGGAAAGUCACAACCAUACAAUGCUACGCUAUGCACCUACAAAUAAUGUUGGUCAAGAAAAGAAGGUGGAAUACUACGGGCAACUGCAGUUAUUACAGGACAAGACUCCAGUUGGCGACAUCAAAAUUCUAAUGGUUGGGGUGACAUGAAUGCCAAACUGGGAGCGGACAACACACGAAGAGAACCAAUCACGGGUCGAGAAGCACUCGAUGAAAUGAUGACUGAGAAUGUAGAACUGUUUGCAGAUUUCUGCACAUUCAACCAUUUAGUGAUUGGAGGCAGUGUGUACAAACACAAGGAAUAUUCACAAGGCAGCGACAUGGAUUCGAUUUCACCAGAUGGACACAUUACACUGAAAAUCAGAUCGACUUCAUCUCAAUGUGAAGAGAGUGGAGACGCAGUCAGCCUACUGGACACAAGAUCAGAUCAAGGGAGGGGAACAGAUGUAGGUUCACACCACUCACACCACUAUCCAGUGCAAGCAAUCUAUCUUCAAAAUCAAGUUGAAAGCCUUCACAGAAGUUGGUGAUGGACCACAGUUCAAGUUGGACACCCAGAACAGAAACUGAGGGACGAAACUACAAGGGACAUAUACACAUCAGUCAGUCAUCAGAACAAAAUAGGAGACAUUGAGCAACAUCCCUGAAGAAACCUGUGUGGAUGAACACUGGAACUCUUUGAAAGCUAUGUGGAAAGAAACCUGCACAACUGUAUUAGGAAGGAAGAAUAAAGAAGGCAUGACAAGGAAUGGAUCACGGUGGACACAUAGAAGCUGAUAGAGAAGGGAGAGGAAGAUGGUGAAGCAACAGCUGAACCAGUGCAGUGCAAGGAUGAACAACGAAAAGUGGAACUGAACACAACAUAUAAAACACUACAGUGGACAAAGAAGUGAAGAGGAGUACACGG
This is a messenger RNA of Heterobilharzia americana, 5493 nucleotides long. The record is from the annotation of a GenBank genome assembly. NCBI's taxonomy places the organism in Eukaryota, Metazoa, Platyhelminthes, Trematoda, Strigeidida, Schistosomatidae.